CUGUCUCUCUCUCUGUCUCUCUCUGUCUGUCUCUCUCUGUCUGUCUGUCUGUCUCUGUCUCUGUCUGUCUGUCUCUGUCUCUGUCUCCAUCUGUACACUAAGGUGGAAUAGUUACAAGCUUUGGACCCAAACAGAACCUUGUCGUGUCCAUGGUUACAGGGUGCAGCGUUCUGUCAGCAGAUGUUUUCAGCACGGACCUAUGAGGAGCUGCACACAGCUCUCUGCAUUGUCUCACUGUGACAAGUUGGCACUAGCUGCAGUUCCAAUCGUGAACAGCUGAUCGGUGGAGCUUUGCUGAUCUGGAGGAUCAGCUGUGGAGAAAAACUGACUGCAACUUUGGAAUCAGCAGAAAAUUCUAACUCUGUUUCAACUGUUUCAAGUGUUCCCCGGUGUAAUCAGAGGGAAGUUACAAUAUUUGAUUUAAAGCAACCUGCUCGACUCGUUUCUGCGGUGACACCGUCUGACUCACUGCAUCUGAACACGGUGAAGUAACUUCCUCUUCCUCCUUCUGUCGCUCUGCUGCUUCAGACCCGGGAACAGUCUACAGACCCGGGAACAGUCUACAGACCCGGGAACAGUCUACAGACCCGGGAACAGUCUACAGCUGCUGCAGGUCAGUUCAUGUUUGAUUGACGGCCAGACUGAUCAGUCACCAAGACUGAGAACACCACAGACUGUCUGUAGGAGCCAUGAAGGCAUAUAUAAUGUGCACAGAGCAUUCUGAGUUCAUGUUUUGGUUGUUACAUUUUUUGUUGUUGUUGUUUUGUAACAGUUAAUUUGAGUGUUGACUGUAGGUGGAAGCACGAGGCGACCAUCAUUCUUCUUUAAUAAAAUCCUUAAACUCAUUUUUUGUCUCCCUACAGACUGUCUAAACCUGGACGUAGUCUCUGUGACGUCCCCGCAGACUGUCUAAAACCUGGACGUAGUCUCUGUGACGUCCCCGCAGACUGUCUAAAACCUGGACGUAGUCUCUGUGACGUCCUCGCAGACUGUCUAAACCUGGACGUAGUCUCUGUGACAUCUCAGGUACUGGUUCUUAUUUGUCGUACAGGGUGAAGUGGACUGAUGGAGUGCCGGACCACAGUCGUUUCUUACCUGAGCUGGAUUCUGAUUGGUGGGGGCAUGGCCUACCUGCUGCACCAGAAGCGGAACCACGCACGUUAUGGUCGCUACGUGACGGUGGAUCCUCGCUGCUGUUCGGCCAGACUGGGCUGGUUCCUGCAGGAGCUACCGGCCUUCCUGCUGCCGCUGCUGCUGCUGUUCACAGAGGAGUCGAGCGGACAGUGGACCAGGAGGAUGGUGCUGCUCUGCACCUUCAUGCUGCACUACUUCCACAGGAGCAUCAUCUACGCCUUCCUGACCCGAGGACGACCCGUCCCGCUGCCCAUCGUCUUCUACGCCGCCAUCUUCUGCUCGCUCAACGGCUUCCUGCAGGGCCACCACCUGCUGCACUGCGCCCGCCCCGAGGACCUGCGGCUGACGGACACUCACACGGCUGCAGGUCUUGUUCUGUUUGUGGUCGGGAUGAGCAUCAACAUCCACAGUGAUCACAUCCUGCGCAGUCUGAGGAAACCUGGAGAGACCGUCUACAGGAUCCCCCACGGGGGAAUGUUUGAGUUUGUUUCUGGAGCGAACUUCUUCGGGGAGAUCGUGGAGUGGUGUGGUUAUGCUGUAGCUACCUGGUCUUUACCCACCUUCGCCUUCGCCUUCUUCACCAUCUGCUCCAUCGGGCCUAGAGCCUGCCACCACCACAGAGACUACCAGCAGAGGUUUGAGGACUACCCUCGCUCCAGGAAAGCUCUCAUUCCUUUCAUACUGUGACCAUGAAGAGUGUCUGCUGCAUGUAUUAGCAUUAGCAUAAUCUAUGAUAGCUGACAUGACCUCUAAUAACUUUAACAUCUAACAUUAGCUCUGAAAGCUAACAUUAGCUCUGAAAGCUAACAUUAGCUCUGAUGACUAACAUUAGCUCUGAAAGCUAACAUUACCUCUGAUAGCUAACAUUAGCUCUGAUGACUAACAUUAGCUUUGAUGACUAACAUUAGCUCUGAAAGCUAACAUUAGCUCUGAUAGCUAACAUUAGCUCUGAUGACUAACAUUAGCUCUGAUAGUUAACGUUAGCUCUGAAAGCUAACGUUAGCUCUGAAAGCUAACAUUAGCUCUAAUGACUAACAUUAGCUCUGAUAGUUAACAUUAGCUCUGUUGAAUAACAUUAGCUCCGAAAGCUAACAUUAGCUCCGAUAGUUAACAUUAGCUCUGAAAGCUAACAUUAGCUCUGAUAGCUAACAUUAGCUCUGAUGACUAACAUUAGCUCUGAAAGCUAACAUUAGCUCCGAUAGUUAACAUUAGCUCUGAUAGCUAACAAUAGCUCUGAAAGCUAACAUUAGCUCUGAUAGCUAACAUUAGCUCCGAUAGUUAACAUUAGCUCCGAUAGCUAACAUUAGCUCUGAUAGCUAACAAUAGCUCUGAAAGCUAACAUUAGCUCUGAUAGCUAACAUUAGCUCCGAUAGUUAACAUUAGCUCCGAAAGCUAACAUUAGCUCUGAUAGCUAACAUUAGCUCUGAUAGCUAACAAUAGCUCUGAAAGCUAACAUUAGCUCAUGUUAAUGCCAACAGACCUCACCUCAUGACGUUUUCCAUCGAGGUUAUGAAAGGUGUUUAGGAAAGGUGGUUAUGAAAGGUGUUUAGGAAAGGUGGUUAGGAAAGGUGUUUAGGAAAGGUGGUUAGGAAAGGUGUUUA
Molecule: messenger RNA, 2735 nt
Organism: Larimichthys crocea (large yellow croaker)
Lineage: Eukaryota; Metazoa; Chordata; Actinopteri; Sciaenidae
Product: 3-oxo-5-alpha-steroid 4-dehydrogenase 2
Exons: 5
Coding region: 1066-1821 (251 amino acids)
Biological process (GO): steroid biosynthetic process
Cellular component (GO): membrane
Molecular function (GO): 3-oxo-5-alpha-steroid 4-dehydrogenase activity
Source: RefSeq, a predicted model, not a curated record